Messenger RNA from Prunus mume (Japanese apricot), 981 nucleotides. Its product is annotated as eukaryotic translation initiation factor 3 subunit B-like. Gene Ontology annotation, biological process: translational initiation. Gene Ontology annotation, molecular function: translation initiation factor activity; translation initiation factor binding; RNA binding. Lineage: Eukaryota; Viridiplantae; Streptophyta; Magnoliopsida; Rosales; Rosaceae. Gene Ontology annotation, cellular component: eukaryotic translation initiation factor 3 complex. The record is from RefSeq and is a predicted model, not a curated record.
GUUAUUCCCCUAUCAUGAAAUUCGCACAGGGUCUUCCAACGCAUCAACCGCGCACGCGUGACAAUAGAAAAGCAUAAAGAGCUCUGCUUCUCAGUAAGAAGCAUGACAAUAGACACCGCCACCAUGGAAGACAUCCAGGCCGAGGCCGAGGAGCUCCGUCUCCAACUCUCCUCCCUCCACUUCAACUCUGCAGCUCCACCUCUUAACCAAGACUUACAUAAUAAUAAUACUGAGAACAAUUUUGGUGAUGGCCAAGAAGUGUUCUACGACGACGACGGUUUGCUUUUCAAUAUUGGGUUCGGAAAUGUGAUCGUCGUUGAUAACCUUCCGAUUGUGAAGGCGGAGAUGGCCCAGCAGCUCGAAAGCGAAAUCCGACGAGUGUUUAGUGAAGUUGGUGUUAUUAAAGAAGAUGGGUUUUCGAUGCCUCUUAAUCCCCUGAACCAGAAAACCUUGGGUCGUUGUUUUAUAGAGUUCAGUUCUCGUCAGGAAGCUGAACUUGCUAGGGUCAAGAGAGAUGGAUACAACUUCAAUACACAAGCGCUGUCAGUAACCCUGUAUGAUGACUUGGACAGGUUCAUUGAUAUCACUGAUGUGGGGACAACACCAGAAACUAAUCCAUCUGCUUGUUUGAUUAAAUCUAUGAUGCAGUCCUCAAGGUAUUCAGGGCCACCAUCCUUACUCAGUCCCUUGAAAGUGGAAGAUGAAGUACCUGGAGAAGAACGUCAAGAAGGCCAAGGCAGAGAACUGGGACAGCCAAAGGAGCAAGAUUUAGGGAAAGUCACUGCAUCAAUGGGAGUGAUGGGUUUUGGAGGGGAAUGAUAGAAUGAAGUAUGGAAAUGCGCAUGAAAAUUUAAAGGGAUGAAGAUUCCAAUGAAGGGAAGGGAGACGUGCUGAAAUCAAUUGAAUUUUAAGUGCUGUAAUUUUGAAGAUCAAGUCCGGGCUGGAUUUACUUACGAGUGAAUAUACCAAAAAAUUUCAUCC